AUGAGGUGGAAAUUUUUCGUCGUCGUUUUAUUCUUUUUAGUCGUUUCAUGUAUCAGAAUAUCCUACAAUUUUUUUGUUUCUGCUGUUCCCACCACCGUAGCUGAAAGUGGUGUCACAGCACAAGGAGAUACGAAACGAGGAACGUUUAACUUGAAAAAUUCCAUAUUUGCAUCAUCUCAAACAACAUUUACGAUUCCGCAUAAAACACGUGAAUUCGAUUUACAUCUGUCAAAAGUUGAUUUAUCCCCUGAUGGGUAUCAACGUAAAAUCUGGAGUAUGAAUGGUUCAUAUCCUGGUCCUACGAUCGAGGUUAAUAAAGGAGAUCGAGUUUUAAUUCACGUACAUAAUAAUUUGGAAGAACCCACGUCAAUUCAUGUACACGGAUUAUAUCAAAGAGGAACUCCUUGGAUGGAUGGUGUCCCUUUUCAAACGCAAUGUCCUAUACCUAAUAAUGACACUUUCACCUAUGAUUUUUCUGUUCCCGAUCAAAGUGGAACUUAUUGGUACCAUUCACAUUACUUCUCUCAAUACGUCGAUGGAAUGGUUGCAGCAUUUAUCAUUCAUGAUCCCGAGGAUCCGUACCUUAAUGAUUAUGAUGAGGAACUGAUUGUUAUGAUAACAGAUUGGUAUCAUGAAGAAUCCGCAAUUCUUUUAAAGCGAUACCUUUCUCCUGACAGCCAAGGGGAUGAGCCUGUACCGAAUAAUGGACUUAUCAAUGGAAAAAAUAAUUAUAAUUGCGAAUGGGCGUCAGACAAGUCAAAUUGCUUCGAGAAUGCGGGUCACUCGAAAUUCACAUUCGAAACCAACAAAAGAUAUCGCAUUAGAAUUAUCAACACGAGCGGGUUCUCGGCGUUCACAUUUUCAAUUGAUAAUCACGAGAUGGAAAUUAUAGAAGUGGACGGUUCGUUGACGCAAAAACAUAAAAUCAAUCGCUUACCCAUUCAUGUUGGACAACGUUAUUCAGUGUUAGUGACAGCGAAUGCAUCACCUGAAUCAAAUUAUUGGAUGCGUGCCAAAUUUCAUAAAGAUUGUUUGCCAGAAAAUACGAAACAUCUCACAAGUACUGUUAAAGCUAUGGUACAUUACAAAGAUUCUCUAACACAACAACCAGGUUCCGAACCCAUUUCUUCUAACUCAUGGGAAGAUAACGUGGAUGGAUGUGUUGAUUUGGAUGCAAAGUUGUUGAAACCGUAUUAUCUUGAAAAGAUUCCUGAUGCUACUAGAAAAAUCGUUUUGAAGAUUGAAUUCAAAGAAGAUGAAAAUGGCGUUGAAAGAGCUUUUGUUAAUGGAUCAAGUUAUGUGCCGAAUUUGAGAGUAAACAAUACUUUGCAAAAUGUUAUUUCUGGUAAUCAUGAGUUUGGACGUAAUCAAAAUGUCUUUAUUUACAAUAAUACUCAAGAAGUGGUUGAUCUUGCUUUUAUCAACACUGAUGAUGGGGAACAUCCAUUUCAUCUGCAUGGACAUAAAUUCUGGGUACUUGGGUGGGGCAAUGAAACAAUGUUUCCUGAUUAUUCAAAGCUCAAUACAAUCGACGCCAUUCAAAGAGAUACUUCAACAAUACCACCUAACGGAUGGACUGUAAUUCGAUUUAAACCAAACAAUCCUGGAUGGCAUGUUGAGGCCGGAUUACUUGUACAAUUUGUUGAAUUGCCUGAAGAAAUUAAGAAAUUAAAUCCACCAAGCGAAUGGUACGAUUUAUGUGAAGUUAAAAAAAUACUAUAA
This is a messenger RNA of Funneliformis mosseae, 1722 nucleotides long. The record is from the annotation of a GenBank genome assembly. NCBI's taxonomy places the organism in Eukaryota, Fungi, Glomeromycota, Glomeromycetes, Glomerales, Glomeraceae.